AUGAUGACCGACGCCUUUCUGAGGGGAUUACUAAUAUUAUGCUGUCUGGUUGUGCCGAUUCUAUGGCAGCCAUCGCUGGCAACCCGCGAUUUCGAUAUACGUUGGCGGGACAUCAACUGCUCGGUCAUUGACCCCACUACGGCGGAAAUCUUUAAGUGCGACAUUGUGGAAAUGCCAAAGAAGCAGGGCAAUUUUUUGAACACCUUCCUCCUGCUGCGCCGAUCCGUCACGAAAAUGUGGGUGGAGCUUAGCGUGGGACAGAUCGCCAACCGAAAGGAUCGUCCUGUUCAGCAACUCUUUAAGAUUCGAGUGGAUGGCUGCCACCUGAUUGAGUUUCGCAGCAAAAGCCGAAUCCUGAAUGCCGUGCUCCACAAACUCUUGCAAUCGGGAAACUAUCCAGAUGCCUGUCCUCUCCUGGCGAAUGUCAACUAUACGUCCACGCGAUUUGCACUCAAUCCGGAUCAUUUUCCGGCCUACAUGCCGGACAUGAAGUUCAACACGAAAUUGGUCUUUCAGCUGAGCAGGAAUAUGGGUCUGAUCAGGGCCAGUGUGGAUGCCGAGGUGAUGAGACGAUCGUAA
This is a messenger RNA of Drosophila melanogaster (fruit fly), 579 nucleotides long. RefSeq lists its product as uncharacterized. NCBI's taxonomy places the organism in Eukaryota, Metazoa, Arthropoda, Insecta, Diptera, Drosophilidae. The transcript has 3 exons. Bases 1 to 579 code for a protein of 192 amino acids. The record is from RefSeq and is marked reviewed.